GGGUUUGAACCCUGGAUCAUGCAUUUAGGCAUUGUUUUCUUUGAAGAUUCUUUGAGAAAUACCUGUUUCCAGGUCAUCAUGAACAACGUUCGAGGUGAUUUCAAUUAUAACUUCACAAAUGUUACCCCAACUCAAGUGUUAUUGAAAAUCGACUACGAAUGUGAUCAGAAUUUGGCCGGACCUGCCAAUAUAAGCUGCCAUAGAAUAGCCAGAGAGAACUUAACGCUAAUUUAUGCGGACUUGCAAGCCGGCAAAGGGGCGUAUUUCAUUUGUCAGCAACUGAAAUUGUGUUGA
Molecule: messenger RNA, 294 nt
Organism: Haemonchus placei
Lineage: Eukaryota; Metazoa; Nematoda; Chromadorea; Rhabditida; Trichostrongylidae
Source: the annotation of a GenBank genome assembly